Molecule: messenger RNA, 1616 nt
Organism: Haplochromis burtoni (Burton's mouthbrooder)
Lineage: Eukaryota; Metazoa; Chordata; Actinopteri; Cichliformes; Cichlidae
Product: galactose-3-O-sulfotransferase 2-like
Biological process (GO): glycolipid biosynthetic process
Cellular component (GO): membrane
Molecular function (GO): galactosylceramide sulfotransferase activity
Source: RefSeq, a predicted model, not a curated record
AGGUGGAGAAAGUGAUGCCUGCAGACACAUUCUACUUUUCUAUCAUCAGGGAUCCUGUCGCGCUGGCGGAGUCCUCUUUUGCUUAUUACAAAGAAGUAGCUCCUGCCUUUCGGAAGGCAAAAGGGCUGGGCGACUUUGUCGACGACCCAAAUAAAUACUAUGACCCUCGUCUUCGCAACAACCACUAUGCCCGCAACCUGCUGUGGUUUGAUUUUGGCAUGGACAAUAAUGCUAAUUUCUCAGUGGAAUUAGCUCAGCAUGGUGAGGCCACGAUCCGCCAGACAUUCAGACUGAUUCUUGUGUCCGAGUACUUUGACCAGUCUAUGAUCCUGCUGAGACAUGCCCUCUGCUGGCCACUGGAUGCUGUAGUCUCAUUUAGCCUUAACGCUCGGCAGCAAAAGCCCAGCAGCAACAGCGUAAUGAGCGGAAGCUGGGUCGGCAAAGCUGCCGUAGCGGCUGGCGUCGGUGCUAGAGCUGGACGCUCACAAGGCAAGAUGUUGCCCAAUCUGUCGCUAACGGAUCAUCAGCGGGAGAAGCUACGCCAGUGGAACGCCUUAGAUUGGUACCUAUACAAAGCCUUCAACCGCACGUUCUGGGAGGAUAUCGACAAGUUUGGUCGUGCCCAGAUGGAGCGGGAAGUAGCUCUUCUCAGGAUGCGGCGGGAAAUCCUGGGCCGGGUUUGUCUGAAGGAUGGUGGAAAGCCCGUAGAAGCGUACCGGAUACGAGACAAAAAUAUCCGACCCUUUCAGAGCGGAGUAGUAAAGAUUCUUGGAUACGAGCUCCAGCCGGGUCUCGACAAUGCUACCAGGACGGCCUGUCUGAGGAUGAUUAGGCCCGAGAUCCAAUACAAAGAUCUGCUGGAUAGUAAACAGUUCCCACGGGCUGUCCAACCCCAGCUGGGACAGCAGGGACAGCUAGCAGCUGGUGGUGCUUUUGUAAGACAUGAUUCAUCUAGGACAGGAGAGAAAAUGAUGAUGGGAGAAGCUGAGAUGGAAAGAGAAAGAGACUGGGAUGGAAGCCGUAUAAUGAAGAGUAACCAGACUUUAAAAGGAGUGCGAGAAAAAGAAAGAUUGAGAUAGUUUAAGGUGAGUUACAUGUUACCUUUGAUUUGUGAGGGGAAACGGACCAGAGACGCCUGAGCCAAAUUUAGUUUACAUGUGAGAAAGAAACAAGCUUCUCUGCAGCACUUCCAGUUUUCUCUCUUUUCCUGAACACACUCUCUGGUUUGGUAUGUUUUCAUCUUUGGCAAUUACUCCCAGUGACAGUCUAUUUUAUUAUUGGAACUGCAUUUUCUUAUUGUGUUGAUGCUUAAAUGAAAUGAAAGUUACAAGCUGUCCCAAGGUUACAGAGGAGGGGUACACCGCUCGGGCCUUGUGGCUGAUGCGACACAGGCGGGAGUUUGUGAAAAUAAAAACAUGAAGACAGUCUCGCUGGACAGAGCACUGCAGAAAACCAAGACAGUUUAGGUUUGUUGUUGCAUUAACAGCUGUUAUUGAUUUCAUCAGACAAAUGAUCGCUUCCUUGCUCAAAUCUUUUUUUGUAUUUUAACAUACAGACUGUUUUUUUACAUAAGCUUGCCUUUAAACGCGGCUCAGAGACAGCAAAUCUCAUCUAUA